Messenger RNA from Marchantia polymorpha subsp. ruderalis, 3931 nucleotides. NCBI's taxonomy places the organism in Eukaryota, Viridiplantae, Streptophyta, Marchantiopsida, Marchantiales, Marchantiaceae. The record is from the annotation of a GenBank genome assembly.
GCAGGGCAGAGAGGGGAGUGGAGUCAAGUGGAGGGGGCGAGGGGGAGGUGCGAGUUCUUUGUCCGCAUCCAGCGCAUGUCGUAUCCGCGGCCCGCUGCGCUCCGGAGCUCGGGGCUCCUGUUCGAGCAUCCUUUGGGCACGUUCUGUGCGGGGCUCGGCUUUCUCUCACAAUUAUACGAGUGUGCAAGUCCUCUGAAUGGGUGCCUUGCUCCUGCGCAUGCCACUAUCUUGGCUUAAAUUACUUGCGCUUGUAACUUGCUGCCUAACGCUACUUCGUUAGCGGUGGCCCGCCGCACUUCUUGUCGGUCGUGGUUUUGUGGGCGUGCACCUUCUUUUGAAUUUGCGUCUCGCAUUUUCAGCGCAGUUUGCUCGCGACUGAAGGUCGUGGGCGCCUAGUGCGCGGAGAGGUCAAGCCGCAGGACUUGCCUGGCCUGGCCUCGGCGAGGAAGCUCAAGGUGCCAUUAAUCGCCCGGUUGGAACCACAUUGCCUGAAUUGUGGGGGCGCGAAGGUAGAGCUCAAAUCUACCUUGCUUCGUAGACAGUGUGUAUUCGGGUGAUUGGGAAGUCCAUUGCAGGGACGUCGGGCGAGACGAUCCUUUGCAGCUGCGACACCAUCACAUCACGAAUGGUCUUGACGAAUUCUCGCGUCGGGGUCUGGAAUGCUUGUGUCUGCCUCGUGCUCGUGCUCGUGCUCGUGGCAGUGAGAGCAGACGUAUGACUUCCUCGCGCUGCUGCGCCUGGUGAUGGCCUCCUGCUUUCGAUCUGCUGUUACUUCUGCCAGGAGAUUUCUCCUCUGAAGCGGACGUCGUGAUCCGAUUCGACUGACGACCACGACCAGGGACGCCUGCACAUCGACAGCACCAUCGUCGACGAGAACGACAUCUGCAGCAGCAGCAGCAGCAGCAGCAGCAGCAUCAUCGGCGCCUCAGCUGCGGUCCGAAGGCGCGGAGCGGGGCAGCUCAGACCGCCACAAUAGGGAAGAAGGGCGCGAUGCAGUUCCCGGGAUUCCGAUUUCUCAAGUUCCACCGGAUGGUUCUGGUGCCUCCCCUUUGUUUACUGACGUUCUUGUGUCUAUGGACGUCGUCCACUCUCAGCCCGCUCAACAUCUCGCACCAGUCUUUCUCGCAGGACGUGCAGUGCAUCUCUUGCACCGAUGAUUCUCCCUUCCCGGCCACGAGCGCCUUCCUCUCGCUCGCCAACUUCCCCACCACCUCCUACAUCAAGGAUGUCGUCCUUCGGAACAAUUUUCUCAAAGUCGAGGAUUCCACGACCGAGCCGAUUUCCAGGAUGGAUUCGACCGAGGUAGUGUCGGUCGAGGGAAAUGCAGGGAAGCACGAUGUAGUUGUUAAGGCCAGAUCAUCGGGAACAGCCGCGGGCUCCGACAACCCCGGGGACAGUGAAUGCUUCAGAGCCUCGAGCGAAUGCUUCAAAAUUGAGCCGCAGCCCGCCAGCCAGUCGCCUCCGCUCUAUGACGGAGGCGAUUUGGACCUGUCGGACUUCCGCGAGGAUGAUCUGCGCGCGCUGGCCGACGAGGAGGGAUCCAAGUCCGAGAUGAGGAAUGACAACCCGGAUAACAGGCACCUCCAGAGCGAGCAGGAUGAGCGGAACGGGAACGCCUCGUCGCCGACCUCUGCGUACAGGCACAUUGUGGUGGAAGCCGAGGAGAGGUCGGAACAGGAAGUGGUGUUCAAGCACGACAACAUGACUGCCGAGGAUACUCUGGCAGCAUCAGAGGUGGAAAAAUUGAUGCGGUACCUGAGGGAAUCCGCUCUGCCCGGGCCCAACACGUCGUCGGAUCAGCCCUUCAUCUACCCCGCGAAGGACAAGACGCUGUACGUGCGCGAUGGCACUCCGCAAGGUACCGUGGCGCCCGAGCAACCCUCGUGCGACGGUCGAUACAUUUACAUUUACGACCUGCCGAAAAAGUUCAACGAUGAUCUUGUAGGGCAAUGCGACACUCUGUUGCCCUGGUUCAACUUCUGCGACUACUUUCUGAACGAGGGCAUGGGAUUGGUCGUGCCCACGGAGGAGAGAAACAGCCACGAUGAAUUGGUUCUUGUCCCGGACGGGGGCUGGCAUUUGACGCAUCAGUACUCGCUGGAGCUCAUCUUCCACGCGCGGCUGAAAAACUAUCCGUGCCUGACGACCGACGAGAGCAAGGCCAGCUUGUUCUACAUUCCUUAUUAUGGCGGCCUGGAUGUGAUCCGCUGGCAUUUCACAGACAAUGUGACCAACGAUCACCGCGACGCGCUCACCUGGGAGCUCGUGCACUGGCUGGAAACCAAGGAGACGUGGAAGAGGAACGGAGGGAUCGAUCACGUUCUCGUAUUGGGGAAGAUUUCGUGGGAUUUCCGCAGGCCGAGUGACAACGAUCACUGGGGAAGCAAGCUGCUGCAGCUGCCGGCCAUGGUGCCGCCCACGAAGCUGUUGAUCGAGAGGAAUCCGUGGCAUCCGAACGACAUUGGGGUUCCGCAUCCGACGUUUUUCCACCCCAAGUCGGACGACGAGAUCCGGACCUGGCAAUCGCACUGCGAGAAGUCGGAGCGGCGGUAUCUGGUGUCGUUCGCCGGCAUGCCGAGACCGAACAUGCUGGGCAAUGUGCGCGGGCAUCUGAUCCAGCAGUGCCUGGACAGCCCGCAGGAUUGCUUCCUGCUGCGGUGCGAGAAGACGCUGUGCCUGCGGCCCGACUCGACCAUGGACCUGUUUUUGCACUCGCACUUCUGCAUGCAGCCGCCGGGCGACAGCCCGACGAGGCGAUCGGUGUUCGACUCGCUGAUCGGAGGCUGCAUUCCCGUGCUCUUCGAUCCUUACACCGCGUACUACCAAUACCCAUGGCAUCUGCCCGAGGAUCCCAAGUCCUUCUCGGUGUACAUCCCGUCCAGACACGUCAUGAAGGGAAAAGCAAAUAUUAUUGAAAUAUUGAAGAGUAUCAGUCCCGAGGAGAGGGCCGCGAUGCGUACCAGGAUCAUUCACGACAUCAUUCCUGGACUUCUGUACUCGAAACCGGGCAGCAAGCAUCCCUCGUACCGAGACGCGUUCGACAUCUCGAUAGAGGGUUUACUGCAGAGAGUGGCGAAUCUGAGAGCAGAAGCAGCGAUCGCGGCCGGGCAAUAGCUAUAGAGCUUGUACACAAUAGUGGGUCAAUCAGCAGUUGCAUUCUUACCGUUUGUACAUAUCUUUCCUAUUGCGGUUUCUCCUCGUCAGCCGAUGGUAUUAAGAGAAAUCGAUUGUGGCGAGCUCUUCGACUGCACGUGAGUGGUUGGUUCGCCGAUCGUGCCCGCCUGGGCGUGCACUGGGCAGCGAAUGUCUGUCCCGGAGAGGGGGCGGAAUCCCCUCGGCGCGCCUGGCAGCGCAGCAGAGGUUGCUGUGCUAGGGCAGCUCGGCCGAGCAAGCAUUCGAGCUCACGGCACCUCGCCAGCGAUGAGGAUAUCUUCUCAAGAAGAUAUAUCUUACUACAGUUUGCAGAGCGGUGUUAUUACUAAAUUGUCUUGUCAAUUUUGCGUAGGAUUAGUCGAAUCCCUCCUCGCGAUCACUGUGUGGUAAAGCUUAGGACGAGGAGGCUGAGUUCAUUCGGGAGAAUAAUUGGAGCUCUGUCUGUCAGGACUACGUUGGAUAUCAGAUACGAGAUACUGUCAUGACACUGUAGUACAUAUAUCAUGUCUUGCAAGAAUGCUAGUAGAUGACAGCAGCCUGAGGUCGGAGAAGGCUGCUCGAAGUCGGUGUUGAUCAUGUUGGAUGGUGAUUCGAUUUGUUCACUGAAUGAAAGUGGCAAGAGUGUUUUACAUGGAUUUGAACUACCAAGAACUUCUUGAGCUUGUGGCACACGACGCUCGAGCGAGACAUUUGUCCUCGCUACGUCGUCGUCUGCGACUCGCGCCAAGAGAUCCAAUCCUAUGAACAAUAAACAUCUGGUGCAUACUCAAAUCCUGCG